Messenger RNA from Rhizopus microsporus ATCC 52813, 1657 nucleotides. Its product is annotated as dihydrolipoamide dehydrogenase. The record is from RefSeq and is a predicted model, not a curated record. Gene Ontology annotation, molecular function: dihydrolipoyl dehydrogenase (NADH) activity; flavin adenine dinucleotide binding. Gene Ontology annotation, cellular component: mitochondrion; oxoglutarate dehydrogenase complex. Lineage: Eukaryota; Fungi; Mucoromycota; Mucoromycetes; Mucorales; Rhizopodaceae. Bases 35 to 1555 code for a protein of 506 amino acids. The transcript is spliced from 6 exons.
CUCUUACUUUUUUUUCUUGCUUUGCAGCAAAAAUAUGUUCAAACUAGUCGCUAACAAGACCCCUUUAGCCAACAUUGCUCUUCGCAAUGCUACCGUCAAGGCCGUUCGUGCACCUAUUGCCACUCAAUUUUAUCGCUUCUACAGCACCCCUGCUGAAUACGAUGUCGUAGUUAUCGGUGGCGGUCCAGGUGGUUAUCCUGCUGCUAUUAAGGCUGCUCAAGAAGGUCUCAAGGUUGCUUGUAUUGAAAAGCGUGGUACUCUCGGUGGUACUUGUCUUAACGUUGGUUGUAUUCCCUCCAAGGCCAUGUUGAACAACUCUCACAUCUACCACGAAGCCAAACACGGUUACAAGAGUCGUGGUAUUGAAGUAUCAGAUGUCAAGGUCAAUCUCGAUCAAAUGCAUAAGGCUCGUUUAAAGGCUGUGAACGGUUUGACAAAAGGUGUCGAGUUCUUGUUCAAGAAGUAUGGUGUUGAUUAUAUCAAGGGUACCGGUUCCUUCAAGACUGCUCACGAAAUUGCCGUUGCUGGCUUGGACGGUUCUGAUUCUGUCAUUAAGGGCAAAAACAUCAUCAUUGCUACUGGUUCUGAAGUCACACCUAUUCCCGGUAUUGAAAUUGACGAAAAGAAGAUCGUUUCUUCCACUGGUGCUCUCGAACUUGCCCAGGUUCCCAAGAAGAUGGUUGUCAUUGGUGCUGGUGUUAUUGGUCUUGAAUUAGGUUCCGUUUGGUCCCGUCUUGGUGCCGAAGUUACUGUUGUUGAAUACCUUGAUGCUAUCGGUGCUGGUAUGGAUCCUGAACUCGCCAAGAACUUCCACAAGCUCUUGUCUAAGCAAGGUCUCAAGUUCAAGAUGUCCACCAAGGUGAACGGCGCCAAGGUUGAUGGUGACAUUGUCAAGAUUGACGUUGAAGCCGCCAAGGGCGGUAAUGCUGAAACUCUCGAAGCUGACACCGUCUUGGUCUCUAUCGGUCGUCGUCCUUACACCAAGGGUCUCGGUUUAGAAAACAUUGGCGUUGAACUUGAUAACCGUGGUCGUGUUGUUAUUGAUUCUGAAUUCAAGACCAACCUCCCUCACAUCCGUUGUAUUGGUGAUGUCACAUUUGGCCCUAUGUUGGCUCACAAGGCUGAAGAUGAAGGCUUUGCCGUCUCUGAAAUGAUCGCCACUGGUCACGGUCACGUCAACUAUGAUGCUAUUCCUUCCGUCAUCUACACUCAUCCCGAAGUCGCUUGGGUUGGUAAGAAUGAAGCACAAUUGAAGGAAGAAGGUGUAAAAUAUAAGACUGGUUCUUUCCCCUUCGUUGCCAACUCUCGUGCACGUACCAACGAUGAUACCGAUGGUCUCGUCAAGGUCAUCACAGAUGCUGACACAGACCGUAUUUUGGGUGUACACAUCAUUGGCCCUAAUGCUGGUGAAAUGAUCGCUGAAGGUGUUCUUGCUAUGGAAUAUGGUGCUUCCGCUGAAGAUGUUGGUCGUACAUGCCAUGCUCACCCUACUCUUUCCGAAGCCUUCCGUGAAGCUUGUUUGAUUGCUUCCUUCGGUAAAGCUAUUAACUUCUAAUUUAAUAAGUAAACGAGACAAAAAAAUAAAGCGAGCGCGUAUGAAUUAGACAUUCUUGAUUUGUGUGUGAAUACAGAAACCUACUAAAAAAAAUCGCGUGGC